Plasmopara halstedii is the source of this 810-nucleotide messenger RNA. RefSeq lists its product as uncharacterized. Lineage: Eukaryota; Oomycota; Peronosporomycetes; Peronosporales; Peronosporaceae. The record is from RefSeq and is a predicted model, not a curated record. Bases 360 to 551 code for a protein of 63 amino acids. The transcript has a single exon.
CGCACAGAGAAUGUAUUAUUAUGCACCAUUUUAGUCUUCUACGAAUUCAAUCAUUAUCUGAGCUGUCAGAAACCGCUACACAACAGCUCUAUAGUCAGACCAUAUGCGAGGAUCACACAUCUACGAAAACUGGAACAAUGUAGUCAAUGAAAAUAGCAUACGCUACGCGCAUAAAGACAAAUUCCAUACACUUUUUAAUUUCAAAUGAUGAAGUGUACAGAGGUCAAUUAAAUCGACAGCCAGUAUACGGAGUUUUGAACCUAAUGAAUUGGCAGAACAUUGUCAUCCUUACAUUUUGUUGAGAUGAAACUGCUUUGAAGAAUUUCGCUUUAGCUUACGAGCAGUUUCAAAAGUCGAAAAUGACGCAUGAGGUUUUGUCUUGUCUUUAUUUUCUCACUGUGCUGCAGAGCAUUUGGGUCGUGAAAUUAGAACUAAUACGCUCGUAUCACAGCUGGCAAAUGUUCGACAUUGCUCCAGAGCUGAUAUCUUCAGUAGAUCGAUUUAAGUUUGAAGGUGGAGAUUCACACCGAAAAGCAACAAGCUGUAGAUGAUUGACAACACGAUUUGCGGCAGCGCUAAAAGAAUUUUCUCCUCUUUUUCCAUCUUUCUUUAUCAGCUUUUAUAAAACUUGGUGACUAAAUGGCUAGAAACGGUUACAAUUGACAAAUGAUCAUGACACAGCGUCCGAAUGGUAGCGUUUUUCGCCAUAUAUGUCUGGACGCGUGAAAGUCAUUUGCCGAAAGCCUUAGACAACUAGCACAUCUCGAUUUAUUGCACACUUCAAAUGGUAGCAAAGCGAUCAAAAUAGCA